AGCAGGCUUGGGACUUCAUUUCAUUAGGCUACAUAGAUAUCUCUCUCUCUCUCUCUAUAACCUUCGGGUUUGCCUUUUACCCCUGAGUUGGGUGGAGAGGUUCUGCUCAUCCUUUUCUCUGAAUCUCUUCCUUCACCCACCUCCCCUUUUCCCCUGACCGUCUGUCCCUUUGCUCUGUUUCUACGUCUGAAUCAGGUUGGUCGAUUUCAUCAAAUAUUUUUCUGGUUCCGUCUGCAGGUAGGUCAUUGCUUUCCCCUCAGAUUUCUGGGUAUCUGGGAGAUUGGGUUUCUCUCAUUUCUCGGGCUUAUAGGGGAAUUUGAAGUUCUUGAUCUUUAUCGCGGGUUGCGGUUGAUGGGUGCGUGAAUAAUUGGAGAAUCCGUUUGUGGGCUGUUUUCUAAUGGAAGGAAUUCAAAGUGAUGGAUUAUUGCGGAGGGUUUUUGCUUUCCGGGACUGAGGAUUGUUGGCUUUUCUGCAUUUGAUGGUUUCUUUCUCGUUAAAGGUGGAAUCCUUGUGGUCGGAUUUCCGUGUUGGUUGUGACGUUGUUGGUUUCUUGGGUUCCUUUAGCGUCUGGAACGUUUGAUUCUUUUCUCCUCUACCCGAUUGUCAGUUUUGAAGUCUCUGGCCGUGUAGACGCUGCUGCUAUUCAACAAGAUACCCAUGAAGCUCGUCUGUGAUCCUAUUUGCCUUUACCACAUUGCCUCCGUGCAUUCACGGUACAUUUCUGCAGUUUUGGGUGGAAGAUCAUGGUUGGUGGGUCGAGCUAUAUUGUAGGUUUGGAGUCGUAGAUUCUGUUUAAAAAUUUCAGAGAAGCCGCUGUUGGAUAUGGAUGUUAUGAGUGGGUCUUGAAGAGCCAAUUUGAGUUUGUGGUACUCGCUUGUAAAUAAUACCUUUCGGCUGCAUACUGGCCUUCUCUUCAGGCCUGGCUUGAGUAUAGUUUCUCGGUGAUUUGGGCGGGCAGCACAGGAGGAGCACGGCUUAGCUUCAUUAUUCCUGUCUCUAUUGGGGCAUUUAAGAAUGAUGGCAGAAAAUGAAGACUGGAGCUUGCCGCUGCUAGCUGAGGCUGCUGAUGUUGUAAAUCAAAAACGUGUAAAAUUUUCAUAUACGACGGACUUUUUGCUGUCACUCAGUGAUCUGGAUAUUUGCAAACAGCCGCCGAGUGGAUUUGAUCCUUCCAUUUUAAGUGAUUGUCAGGAAGUGACCCAAAGUGCUCCUGAAUGGCGAAGACCUUAUGGAAGUUCUGCUUUACAGAUCUCUAAGCGUGGUGAGAAUGGGUUGUCUUCAGGAACUUGGGUGGAGAGUUCUGGCAAUUCCUCCCGUGGAGUCCAUGAUAAAACUGCAUGGCAAACUUCUGGAUCUUUGGGUCAGGGAAGGUGGGAAGGUCGUGCUGGAAUAGUCGAUGGCAAUGGAGAUCAGCAGUCCGAGAAAGGACCAGUUGCUCAAGAUUCUAGUAGACGUUAUGGCAACCAAUCUCGACAAUCUUGGCAAUCUCCAGAGCGUGAUGGACUUCUAGGCAGUGGUAGUUUCCCCAGACCAUCUGUACAUGCAGGUGGUCCAUUAAGUCCAAAAGUUCGAGGAAAUGGGCAGUAUCAGCUGAAUCGCAGCACAGAGCCAUAUCAGCCGCCGUGGAUGUAUAAGCCAGCACUUCAAUCUCGCCGAGAUGCCACCGACUUGUGCAAUGACGAAACUUUUGGCUCGACUGAGUGCCUGAGUCAGGACAAAGCUGAAGAAGAGAAAAGGCGUAGAGCAUCGUUUGAGAUGAUGAGAAAAGAGCAACACAAGGCCCUGCAAGAGAAACUAAAACAACCUUCUGGCAAGCAAAACAUAGACCUUCCAUACUUGGAUGCAUCUGAAAAUGAGGUAAAUAUUCAAGUCGACAAUGGAGUGGAUGAUCAUGUUGAACUCCCUCAAAAGGAUCAUGCGAAGCUGCCCGUUCUACAAGUUUCUGCAUCUAGGCCUUUGGUGCCACCUGGAUUUGCAAGCACUGUAUUGGAUAAGAAUCAGAUCACAAGGACUCCAACAUUGCCUGCUGAAUCUGACAUAUUUAAGUCAGGGAGGUCUACAGCUGUUGAAGAGUGCUUGGAUACAGCAGGAGCCUUACAUAUGAGCAGGGCAGUGGUUGGUCAAAUACAAGAAAAAUACCUGGCUACAGAUCUCGAAGCCAGUGCAAAACAACAUGAGGUUGACGGCAGUAUUUCAGCUUCUAUGAAUGGCACUGAGAAGCCUGUGGCUACAUUGUUACCUUCAGAAGUUUCUCAGUCGCCUUUGGUUCUACAGACAACACAAAAUGAAUUCCAGGGGAAGACAGAUGACGUACUCACAAAUUUUGCUCCUGCUAAAGCUGCUGGUUUUGAGAGUAAGACUGGUGCUUCUCCAGAAGGUUCCACCUCUAUUCUGGAAAAGCUAUUCGGAAGUGCAAUGAGAGUUAAUGAUGCUGGGUCGCCUGAUCCUUCUGAGGCACCGGUUGAAAAGGCGGAUGAGGAACCAUGGAAUCCAGUUACGCAGUCUUCAAAGUUUGCUCAUUGGUUUUGCGAAGAAGAAGUGAAACCUGCCGUGGAUCAGCCUCCAUCAACAGCUGAAGACCUGCUGUCGUUAUUUGCUAGUAAUGAGAAAGGCAUAGCUUACAAUACUGAAAUAAAAAAGGAGCUAAAUAAAGCAGGUACAAUAAUCCCCCCAGAAGAAGCGACCAACAUUCAAGAACACGUAGUACAACCUCUCCCUACUUCAGUUGGUAGUGUUUCUGAACCAUCACAUUCGGAAAAAUUGGAUGUAAGAUCAGGAGUGCUUACUUGUGAGGACUUGGAACAGUUUAUCUUGGCUGAGGCUAAUGCUUCUCAAACGAACAUAGAAUCUUCUGUGAAAGUGUUCUCCAAUGUCCCCAAUUUGGGCUCUGAACAACAGCAAACGGAUGUGGAUAAUCAAGCAUCUCAGCAUCUUCUGUCACUGUUGCAGAAGGGAACGACCUUGAAGGACUCCAUUGCAACAAACAAAGCAGAAGAAAUUGCAGCAGUGGCAUCUGCACAGCCCAUUUCUGUUGAUGGUGUUCAACUUCUUGAGAAGACAUUGACACUUGAAAGCCUCUUCGGAACAGCAUUCAUGCAGGAAUUGCAGUCAGUGGAAGCUCCAGUAUCAGUACAAAGGGCAUCUGGUGGAGUUAGGACUACUACCGAUUUAGACAUGCCUGGUGCGGCAUUUCUACCGUCUGACAUCAAACCUGCUGGUAAAAUUAGCCAUGAUAGUAUACCUGCAGCACUAAUCCAUGGUGGAGAAAGAAGAUACGAUACAAGUAAAGCUAGUUGGCUGGGGUUUGAUGGUCGAAAAGAUGGCAUCAAAUCCGAAGUUGCUCCGUCCUUGGGCUUUGAAAAUGAGCCUGCUGAUGAUACUGUAGACAUCCAUCUACCAGAAGAGGAUAGUCUAAUCACGGUUAGCAGUGCCCCGACAAAUGAGGCUCAAGCUUUUCUGUCUUCUGGAAUUGCAUCUAAGGAAGAAAUCCUUUUGUCAUCUGCCAUGCCGGUUGACAUCAUGGAGAAGCUCACCGGACUUGAUAAUGCUCUUAGAGAUGACAGAUCCAUGAUUCCUGCAAUUGACCAUCGACCCCUUCAAGAGGUGUUGCGAGGGCCCUUCAAUAUGAUGGGACCAGAAUUUCAACACCAACAACGUCUUUUGGGUGGACAGUCCUUACCUCACGUGCCCAUGAACCCUUUGAGGCCACCCUAUUCACAGCUUGAACAAGAACUUAACAGGCAUCCAGAAAGGUUCUUGGGACCCACUGACAAUGGUUUUGAUCUUCGACACCACUUCCCUCCUAAUGUGCUUCAGCAUCCCUUCCAUCAUAAUGCAGGAAUACCAGCGAGGUUUGAACCAGAUCAUCAUCAAGCAAUGCAGCACAUGGUUCCUGGUAACUUGCCAGGUCCCCAUCCUCUGCAACCACUACCAGGUGGUCUGCCUCUGCAGCAUCAACAUGGGCUUGGUCCCUUCAACAACGCUCCUUUCAUGCCAGAUAUCCAUUCUGUCCAAGGGUUCCCUUUUCAUCACAGACCUCCAAACUUUAACGCCAUGGAAGUGCCCGUCCCAGGGACUGCGGGCCGAAGUGGUCAUCCCGAGGGAUUGGAGAGGUUGAUUGAGAUGGAACUGAGAGCAAAUGCAAAUAAGAAGCCUCCUUUUGUACCAAAUCCUGGAGGACCCUUUGGGCCUGAGAUAGACAUGGCUUAUAGAUAUAGAUGUUGAAGUCGACCUACUCCAUUGCCUUCCAUCCUUCGGGUUUCAAUUUCAAACGCUAUGUAGAGAUGUUUUGGUUUGAUGAUGUAUUAUAAAAAUUCAGGUGCGUAAUGCUUCUGUUUUUCA
This is a messenger RNA of Nymphaea colorata (pocket water lily), 4341 nucleotides long. RefSeq lists its product as uncharacterized. The record is from RefSeq and is a predicted model, not a curated record. The coding region runs from base 1015 to 4224 and encodes 1069 amino acids. Lineage: Eukaryota; Viridiplantae; Streptophyta; Magnoliopsida; Nymphaeales; Nymphaeaceae. The transcript is spliced from 11 exons.